AUGCCAACCUUUAAGCACGUCACCCUCAACAUUCACACACCGAAGGAUCCCCCGGUGUCUACCGAAAACUUCUCUUGGGCCAACACUGCCCAUUCUUCCUUGUCAGAGUAUGGGGUGCACCGUCUCCGCAAUACCCCCAAAAUCACCAGUUAUAUCCCCUCCUCGACCAACUCGCCCUUCGCUAUCUCUAUCACGAUUCUUGACAGCUAUGUUCCGAAGAACGAGGGUGAUGACCGGGAGAGUUUGGCGGCGUAUGUCUACUUCGACGGGAGAGAGAAGGAAGAAACCGCCACCCUGCUGCGUCGGGGCGUCGAAACGUGGAUUAGCAGCAGGUGGGUUGAGGUUAAGGAGGGGGAACUCGCAGAGCGGGAGUUUGUGUUCAAAGAGGUUGGGCUGGAGAACUUCCUCAACGGGUUGGAUAUCUCCAAAUCCGAGAAGCAAGCCAAUUCCAAGUCCAAUGGUCGGAAGGCAGUCAACAGGAGGCACAGUAUGCCGGCAAAAAUGAUCGAAGGAGAAGAAGAGGAGGAGGAAGGAACUAAGGAAUCAGCAGGGCAAAUCAGGGUAGAUUUGUUCAGAGUUCGAUGCGAAGGCCCUGUCAGAAGAGGUGUUUGGGGCGGGAUGUUCAAGGACAACAAUAACAGAACUGACAAUGAAGAUUUUGGAGGCGGAGUGGAUGUGAGCCACACUGCGGGAUUAUCGGAACCGAAACCACUUGACAGAGAAACCGUCUCGACACAGAGUGUCAGUCAUUUGGAUCCCGAGGGCGUAGUCUACGCCAGUUUCGUGUUCUUUUACCGCGGAGAGCGUCAACUUAAAAAGAUGGGCUUGAUCAAACCGCCCCCUCCGCUCCCCGUUCUCACGCGUGCCGAAACUAUUGUAACAUCUGCCGCUGAGACCAAGUGGAAGAAGCAAGAUUUCGCAUCUCUCUCCUCUGCCCUCUCUUCGCUCAUCCCCAAGAGUGACGGGUUACUGAAUGGGAAAAAGAAAGGAUUUACAGACUUCCGCGAAGGUGACGCCGAAUGGCACCAGAACGGCCACUCGAAUGGAAGCGGCAAAUUCAUCCCAGGCAUCCAUGACAGGGAUGAUGGUGAACUCCUCAUGGGAGAUGACUUGAGCAGAGACGCCAGGGACGCUAUCAGAGAACGGAUGAAGACCGAGGAGGAAGUUAGGCUUGAGGAGGAACUUGUCGGAAGAGUCGGACGAAUUAAGCUCAAGCGUUCCCAUUCUACAUCUUCACUCCAGGGUGAUGGAUCAAAGUCCAAGGAUGCCACCCCACCCCCGGUAGUUGGGGACGGGAAUUCGAAUAAUUUCGCCACCACCCCAGGAAACAAUCACCUGGCACCCGAAGCGGCUAAUACAGAGGCAGAAACUCCACUUAAAAAGCGCCGUGGAAGUGGUGAUAUUGACGUAAAGAGCCCCAAUCUUGCUGCAAACAAUGCUGCUGCUAUGGGAAGGGGAGUGGGAUUUGGGCACAAUACCCCUCCUAUCACUUCGAUGACAGCGGGUUAUGGGGGUGGGAAAAUGGAAUUUGGGGGGCUACUAUCGAGCGGCAUGGAGAUGGAGGAAGAGAUCCUAUGA
Messenger RNA from Morchella importuna, 1578 nucleotides. RefSeq lists its product as uncharacterized. The transcript is spliced from 4 exons. Bases 1 to 1578 code for a protein of 525 amino acids. Lineage: Eukaryota; Fungi; Ascomycota; Pezizomycetes; Pezizales; Morchellaceae. The record is from RefSeq and is a predicted model, not a curated record.